This is a messenger RNA of Protobothrops mucrosquamatus (brown spotted pit viper), 840 nucleotides long. Its product is annotated as exosome component 10-like. The record is from RefSeq and is a predicted model, not a curated record. The coding region runs from base 1 to 807 and encodes 268 amino acids. Lineage: Eukaryota; Metazoa; Chordata; Lepidosauria; Squamata; Viperidae. The transcript is spliced from 10 exons.
AUGUUCACCAAAACAUAUGAAGGCCCUGGACUGCCUUUGGAGCACGCAAAGCUCUUUUCGGAAGCGGAGCAGACGGGCCUCGUGUCCCCCUUGUGUCUCCAGUUCAGAGCUAGCAUCAGUGUUUUCAACGAGCCCGAAGAGGAUCAGAAAGGCGAAAACUUAACGGUGGCCCAGCUGAAAGCUCAGCAUAUCAUGGAGUCCUUUGAGAAUCCGUUUCGAAUGUAUUUGCCAGCAGAGCUCAACCCGGUUCACAUCUCUCAGGCUGCGAAGGCCGACCCGUCCUCAAAAAUCUACGAGAUCAGUAAUCGGUGGAAGCUGCUCAGCCAGGCCCAGCUUCAGGCCGGAGCAAAGAAAGGAUCUGCCAAGCAAAAACCUCAAGCAGCCUCCGUUCCCCAAGCAGCCCCGAAGGAGGCAGAGAAGGAGCCCCGAAUCAAAGACACGGAGAACGUCUCUGUUCGCCAGUUAGCUGCCCAAGAGCAGGCUGCCCCAAAGCGGGAGGCGGCAGAGGAGAAUCCUGCGACGGAGACCCUCCAGAGGAAAAAGGCCAAACCUGACUCUCCGCAGCCGGAAGCAGACGCUGCCGCCAGCCGCUUCACGCCCUUCGACUACAGCAAAUCCGAUUUCCGAGUCUUUGCGGGGAGCAGCAAAUCCAAGCCGUCGCGGCAAUUUAAUCCCGCCCUCCAGGCCCUCGGCAGCAAGAAAUUUUCAGGAGCCGGCAAAUCACAGCAGCCAGCAGGAACAAAAAGCAUGUCUUUCACAGGUGGAAAAUCCAACAGGGGUUUUCGGCACAACUGGCCCAAAAGAUAACACCGUUGGAGGAAGUUUUGGGAAGAUGCGAGA